Molecule: messenger RNA, 363 nt
Organism: Puccinia triticina
Lineage: Eukaryota; Fungi; Basidiomycota; Pucciniomycetes; Pucciniales; Pucciniaceae
Exons: 3
Coding region: 1-363 (120 amino acids)
Source: RefSeq, a predicted model, not a curated record
AUGAAUGACCGUAUGUCUGACGCCCUUCUGCCCAUCGCUACUACUGUGUUCGAUAUGACCCAUCGACCGCUGAUCAGACGAGCGCUUGUGGCCGCUCUCUUGCGAAAUCUCUCGCGCCUCGGGCAGGCCGGCCAAAGCUUCGAGGCAAGCGAAAUAUUGCCAGACCUCCACGUAGAUGAUUUCAUCUUCAGGCGGGUGGCUCAAAAGAAUGCUGCCACUAAGCAAAGUGUAAGGCCAUACUCUAUGCACAUACCCGUUGACAUCCCGUCACUCAAACGAGGCAAAAGUGAUUGUCGAUUCAUUCGAGGCGCUAUCGAGCUUUCAUAUUGCUUUAUGGAAGUUGAUUCCACCGCGGCCUACUAA